Molecule: messenger RNA, 1308 nt
Organism: Desarmillaria tabescens
Lineage: Eukaryota; Fungi; Basidiomycota; Agaricomycetes; Agaricales; Physalacriaceae
Exons: 2
Coding region: 1-1308 (435 amino acids)
Molecular function (GO): protein binding
Source: RefSeq, a predicted model, not a curated record
AUGACUUCCGUAUUGGCGGGAGCCAGCGUCGAAAGUUGCAGUGCAAACAACCUACUCAUCGACAAAACUGCACCAAAAGCCACGCUGCCUUUCAUUUCUCUCCUUCCUCGCGAUCUCCUGCUCGAGAUUUUUAUCUGGCUAUCAUGGAGUGCAGAUAAUCACGCCGAUAUCACUCAAGCGCCUUGGGUUCUCGGUCAUGUCUGCAGGUCAUGGAGAGACAUAAUAAAAUCUGUCAAAUGGCUGUGGUCCAUGGUUAUUUUACCUGUGCACAGCUAUGACCGGAGAAUUCUCCGUGUUCUGAAACAUUUCCUCCGGCGCUCUGAUCAGUCCCUCUUCAAAAUUGACCUUACAUUCGAUGAAGAAGCCUCCAGAAAAGCCAUACGAAGCGUCUUUCGCAUACUCUCCCCCCACUUGCCUCGCUGUUCAGGCCUUAGCAUCCUUAUUCCGCAGAAAGGAGUCUGGGAGCUGAUGGACCUCGCGCAGAACCUUCCCGAACUGCGGUUUCUGGAUAUUUACAUCCCUUCAUCGGAUGAUGAAGACGGUUUUGAAGAGGAGGACACGUUCAGCAUAUUUUCUUCUGCGCCGAAACUUACAGGUGUCAGUUUGUUCGGCCUGUACACCGUGGCAAACAUCUCCCUCCCUGCUUCACAGAUACGCGAAUUUCAUGGCGACUUCUAUACCGCUGAGGAGCUGCACCGGUUUGUAUCUAAAGCGCACAACCUUAAUACCUUGGAAAUGUCUUUCCACUUCCCAGCUUCAGAUUCACUCGUGCAGCCCCUCACUCACAACAACCUCCGCCGACUCGUGGUUCUACAGUCUGAGUUGGCAUGGGUGGAGACAUUUAACUUCCCAUCUCUGGAAGAAUUGGAGAUUUUCCAGCAUUGCUCAGAUUGCCACAUUGCCAAAGAUAGUGUCAACGAAUUAUCCGCCCUGGUCGAACGUUCCAUGUGCAAGCUCCAGAAGCUCGUCCUGAGAGCCGUUCUCCCUGCAUCGACGCUCAUUCAUAUUCUCCGGUCCCAAUCAUCCCUGACCGAGCUUCAUAUUACCAUCAACCUGGAAAAUGCCAGGGACAUAUUCAUCGCCCUCUCAGCACCCGACUUUCUGCCCAUGUUAAUGCGUUUGGAAAUCAUUGAGGAGUAUCGUCCUUCCCAAAAGUUCUCUGUCUUUAUGGACACGCACAACGAAGUCUUUGCGAUGAUUCGAUCGAGAUGGGCCAAAGCGUCGGGUUCCCGCCUCCGCUAUCUCUGCUUGGAAGUCAGUAACGUGAGGGUGAAGGCCGUUCGAAAGAUGCGAGGGUUCGAGGGUUAG